Cladocopium goreaui is the source of this 602-nucleotide messenger RNA. NCBI's taxonomy places the organism in Eukaryota, Dinophyceae, Suessiales, Symbiodiniaceae. The record is from the annotation of a GenBank genome assembly.
AACUGUUCCGAACAUUUCGCCAUGCGACGCCAGUUGCUGCACAAUUUAUUGGAGGACAAUGCGCCUCCAGAGGUCGAUGUUGGCCUGGGGAUGCCAAAGAUGCAAAAAACCCAACGUUUGGCCACUUUCUUCGUGGGAGAUCAGCAAAGAGAACACGACGUUUUUCCAAUGAGUUCCCGGCUGGCGCAGGAAAGGAACACAUCAUUACUUCGAAAACACACUUUUUUGGCUUCAUCAUUUCAAGAGAAGCAGGUCGUAUGUGCCAUCAACAUGCGUGAACGCUAUCCUGGCAUGCGAACAAAACGCUGUUGCGAGGAACCGACAGAAUCAAGUUGCCUGGCCUGCUGUCAGGAUCACUUUGCGUAUCGGGGCGACAAAUGCAUUGAAGUUUGCAACACCAUGUGCUCUUUUGGAUGGGACAAGAGCAAUCACAAAGUGCCGCAAUGUCCUGAGAAACUCGGUUCUGAAAGUGGAGGAGCGGAGGAGUGGUACGCAGAAGAUCCCAUGAAGGACCGUCCUCGACCAGCGGUGCCCGAUAAGAAGGCUGAUGAAGCCAAGAAAGCGCAGAAGGCCCUUGAACUUGGACUUUGAGCCGGCAAAAA